This is a messenger RNA of Pocillopora damicornis (cauliflower coral), 2056 nucleotides long. Its product is annotated as ubiquitin-conjugating enzyme E2Q-like protein 1. Lineage: Eukaryota; Metazoa; Cnidaria; Anthozoa; Scleractinia; Pocilloporidae. The record is from RefSeq and is a predicted model, not a curated record.
CGAGGUCAGGGGACUUUGACGAUGUAUUCGGUGUCUUUACUUUUGUGUUUAUUUUUAAUGUCGCAACAGGAAUCGAUUAGAUUUUAGCUCGGGAGGGAAGUACAGCUCAGGAUUGCUGACUCAGUUAUAUAAUUGUUUUAUUCCGAGCGCGUAUAAUUGUCAGCAACGGGUAUUUGUUUUGCCCUCUUCGAAUUUUACUUGCGGACUUCUCAAAAUGGCGUCCGUUUUUCGAAAACUGGUUAGACGUGAAUCCCGCAACGGAGAAGGUAGCGAUAAGAGUGGGUGUAAAACAAAGGGAAACUCGGACCUCAAGAGCGAAAGAAAGGAUGGGGAAUUUAGCAAUCAAACUCAAGAAAGCAGUACAGAAACAAGACACCUAAAUUCUUUGCCGGCGAAAACCGCAGGGAGUAAUGGUGUGAAAACAAGCGAUGUGAAUGAAAUGUCUUCCUCUCAUGCUCAAAGGGUUCGAGCAAAGCGACUCAUGAAAGAAUUUCACGAUGUAACUGUGCGUUGUGACAACAAAUUAUUUUCAGCAGAACUUGUGGAGGAUAAUCUUUACGAAUGGAACGUGAAAUUAUACAAAAUCGACACAGAUAGUUUGUUAUAUAGGGAUAUGGUUGAAACUGGAACCAAGUUCAUUCUAUUGAAUAUUACAUUUCCCGAUAAUUUUCCCUUUGCGCCUCCGUUUAUGCGAGUUUCUGCGCCGCGAAUCGAAGGAGGCUUCGUUUUAGACGGUGGAGCGAUUUGUAUGGAGCUAUUGACUCCCAAAGGAUGGAGCAGUGCUUAUACUGUUGAGGCUAUAGUGUUACAGUUCUCUGCUGCCGUUGUGAAAGGUCAAGGACGAAUCGACCGAUCAACCAAAAAGGCAUUCUCUAAGAAAGAGGCAGAAUCUGCUUAUAAACGAUUAGUGAAGACGCAUGAGAAAUAUGGCUGGGUAACACCACCGAAAUCAGAAGGUUAGAGCUGUAAGAAAUGUUGUGUUCAAUCCGGUGGAGGUAUUUCCAGUGGAUCCUACUGAAUCAAGACCGGCUUAUUUUCAAUUCGCAAAAUUUCUAAAUCGAUAUUGUGGUUCGCUGGUCAGCAACAAACAUUCUGCAUCAGGCUGAUUCUAAAUGAAGUUUGCACUCAUUGAAUCACUCAGAAUUAAGAGAUUGUCAAUUGGAUAAUUUUUUUUCGGAGAUUCAGAAAUUCUUUUAUUUUUGAAUAACACAUCACUUAGUGGUAAAUGCUGAAAAACAGAGUAAAAUCAUGUUUCAUUUACUUAUUUCAAACUUACUUGUGCCUCCUGCCACAUCACAUUUUCUAGUCAGGUCUUAAGUAGUUUUUUGGACAAGUUCUAUUCAAGAGAAAGUGGAUCAAUUGGAAAUUCAAUCAUAGAAAAGGUAUUGAUGGAAAGUUCUGUUAACUAUAGGCCUCUUUUUCUCCUUAUAGCACAACCUUUUUAAUGUGUACUCAAUAAAAUAAUGUAUAAAGUUAUACCCAAGUAAAAAUUAAAAAAAUGAAUAGGCAAAAUUUUCCUAUUGAAAAGCAACCAGCAGAUAAUUUGUAAAUAUGCCACUGCAUUUCAGUCACAAUUCCUUUUUUUUUGUUAGUUGUUGUGCUAUAGAAGCAGUAAUUUGAUUCACACAGCACUCUGUUAUGUUCCUUUUCGUAUUAGGAAAAUGUGUUGUGUUUUGUUAAAUCCCUUAAAAAUUAAACUGAUGUCAAAUUAGACAAAAUAUCAACUACAAAGCUAUAAAAAAUAAUAAAUGCAUUUGGCUUUCAUUGUGGUAUGGAGAAGUUAAUGCAAACAUUACAUUGCCACCUGCACCAAAGAAUACAAUGGCUUUAUGAACUGCUUUUUUUUUUACAUCAUCAAGUAAAAUAGAAAUCACUGCAGAAACUCUGUAAAGUAACAAAAUCAAUUUUCAGAAGCAUAAACCACAUGACACUGCAUUAAGUGUUGUAAGUUAUAUUGGAAGGGUAUUUUUUAUAGUCAGAUGUGUCAACAGAUGUAAUUACCAUGUUUCAUUCUGAUAAGCCAGUGCAAGAACAGGGGAACCAUUAGCAGUGUUAA